AUGAUGGUCUCUGAAGUAUGUGGUCUUAAUGAUGAGCAACGUUUUCUUGACGUCAACGAAGAACCUGAUAAAGUAUUAACUCUAUUGCCAACACCUGUUAAUCGAGGAAAAGAAAUGCUAUCCAUUAGGUAAAUGUGCGCAUUCCAUUCUUAAUUCAAACUUUAUUGAAGAUUUAUUGAAUAAAAUAGACUCAUUUUCAAGUUCGUUUCAUAUGAGAUGUAAUGGUGCAUUACGUGAUGUGGAUCACACAAAAGCAGCACCCUUGUGCGACUAUUAUAAAUUAUUAAUGUCCGCACUAAACAAAUAUUCAUCAACUCAAGAUGACGUAUGGCGUGCUGUUACUUCACGCAUAGAUGAGUUAAGUGUCAUUGGUGCAUUUCUCGACAAAAAGAAGCAUUGAAGAUUGUUCAAAAUUAAAUGUUAUAAUGAAACGACAAUUCAAAAUCAUUCACAUGAUUCAAAUGAAAUUGAGUCUAUUUUAUCACUUCAGUGUGGGUGUUGGUCAGUAAAGAAAAGACGCACCCACAUCCAUAACCACACAUCAAAAUCUCAUAUACACCCAAACCCACUCAUACCAUACACCCCUGUUUGCUAUGCGAAAAUCCGUACAGGUAAAAGUAAGGUACAAUUCGGAUUUUUUUAAUUUUUCUCCGCAUAUUUCUUUAUUACAAAUGAUUAUGCACUUAAAUAUUUAAACAGUAUUAUUAGUCAACAGUAUCAUAUUUGCAAUUAUUGUGGCGAUUGGAAUAUAAUAGAACUGCUGGUUUUCAUCAAGAGAAACGAAAGUCUAUAUUUGCAUGAAGAAUCCAUAUUAAUAUGCUUGUUAAACCGAUCGAAAUAAGUGAUAACUGCUGCGUAAAUUAUAUAUGAAAAGCUACCACACAAUAUAAGGAACACUAUAAAAUUGUUUUGCUUGCUAACAUCGAAUGACACAGUUGUCCUCUAGCAAAGAUUUGAUAACAUAUGGCUCGGACAGUGCUCUGAGUGACUAUUAAGUUCACGUGCAAGCCUCUCUACGAUCGAUCAAGUUAUUCGAUGGAAAUCACACGCAUCGAUAAGCACGAAUGUGCUUUAAUAUGCAGACUUUCAUCAUACGAAUAAGAUAUUUGAAAUGCAAAAUAAAUU
Rotaria sp. Silwood1 is the source of this 1125-nucleotide messenger RNA. Lineage: Eukaryota; Metazoa; Rotifera; Eurotatoria; Philodinida; Philodinidae. The record is from the annotation of a GenBank genome assembly.